Molecule: messenger RNA, 1332 nt
Organism: Penicillium verhagenii
Lineage: Eukaryota; Fungi; Ascomycota; Eurotiomycetes; Eurotiales; Aspergillaceae
Exons: 1
Coding region: 1-1332 (443 amino acids)
Biological process (GO): nucleolar large rRNA transcription by RNA polymerase I; transcription initiation at RNA polymerase I promoter
Cellular component (GO): RNA polymerase I core factor complex
Molecular function (GO): RNA polymerase I core promoter sequence-specific DNA binding; TBP-class protein binding; RNA polymerase I general transcription initiation factor activity
Source: RefSeq, a predicted model, not a curated record
AUGGACCCAUCGUCGCUCACAUGCUUUGAGUUGCCACUGCCUCCCUGGCUCCAGCAACCGAGCACUAUCCUCGCCCCUGGUGGUCGAAAACGCAAAAAGGGUGCUGCAUGGAGCACAGAGGGGCAAGAAAAGAAAACCACCAGAAAUAAGAAAGGCAAGAAAAGCAACAACGAUGAGGGAAGUGCAUUGGCACAUCCCGUAGGAGAGCCUCUAGCCCUCACACCCAAUGAAGCCCAUCAAUACCGAGCUGCCGGUCUUCCGCUUGACCAAAAUCUGCCAGGAGGUCGGUUUCCCCACGAGCCUGUCAAAGAGAAAAAGCCCAAGAGGCGUCAAACUAGGCGACCCAACCCAGAUUCAACCGACUCUGGAGUUCUAGAAGACAAUGACCUGGCAGGCAAGGACUUGUUUUUACAACACCUCAAAACGCUGAAUAGCCUACUUCAUCGCUUUCUCAUGGACGGUGACUACCCCAGAGCAGGACGAGCACUGGGUCUCCUUUUGCGAGAAAACUUCAAAGGGUCCUCAAUAGAUGUGCGCCAUGCAGGAAAAUGGCAUUUCGGAGCAGAGAUAUUGCUGCUCCGAAGGGCUAAGCACCAGCCCGGUAAUUCCAAUGAAGUCGCUUCCACUCCUGCAUCAUUCACUAUCAAGGGAUUUGCGGAAGCGAAAGCAUUUUAUGAAAGGCUGGUUCUUGCUCAUCCAUAUUCGAAAACCGCUCCGCAUGCCGUCUCUGCUUUCCAUUUCUAUCCUGCCAUGUUUGGCUUAUGGAUUUACGUCACCCAGGAAGAGAGCAGUUUGGAGAGAAAGAAAGUUGAGGAUGAUAGAGAUUCCGAUGAAGAAAUGUCUGAACACGAAAUUUCCGAUCAUGAGGAUUUGGAUUAUGAGGAUCGGGUCUUGCACAAAAAGCAGAUACGUAUUUCAGCUAUUCGGGCCCGGGAAUUGGAGCAGGCUCAGCAAAUCGCAAGACGGAUUGAUACUCUUCUUGAAGCGCCCCCAUAUUCAGAAUACGGAGAUUUGCUAGAAAUGCGAGGCAUGGUGUCUCUUUGGAUCGGUGACUUGCUAGUUUUCUCCCUGGCACCACCCUCGCCCUCAUUUCAGGAUGGAAAGCAAAAAUCCGAUAGUACACAUUACUCCCAAAAUGUACAUCCUGUACAAAGAUUGGCAGAGGAGAAGAAGGAACAGAGGCGGUUACAGAUUGACCAGGCACGAGAAUUUUUGCAGCAAGCCAAGCUACGCGGCAUUCGAGUCGCAUGCGAUUUGAAUAAGUUUGAUCUCAUCAAGGACUCUCAUAACGAUUCGGAAGAUUAUUCACGAAAAAAAUACGCUGAUACCUAG